AUGAUUGAAGAGCCAAGUCCGACCACAAGCCAAGGUGCGGAGCCGCCAAUUACCAGUUUAAGCCUCCGGGGUGAAAUCUACUCCGACAACAUAAGUCAGACCGAUCUUACUACAGUCAAUCAAGCCUUAACAAACGCUUGCUCUAAACCUUUUGUCAUGAAGCUUAUCCUGCUUGAUAUCAAUGGUAGCAGCGCACCGCUGAAAUGGCCCGGCUCUUGGCAUAUGUUAUUUUCCCUCCACCGCAUCCUAUACACUCUCGGUGAAAAAAAGUUCGCGGAGUCUAUUAACAUGCUCGGGCACGAUGUUGAGCAGUUGGGAUGGAACCUCCGCAUGGUUGUAGUGGACGAAAAAACCGUAGUUCUUGGAUUAGAACAGGCCAUUUACUACGUAGGGUCUCCAACACUCAUGGCAUCUGGAAACCUUGUAACGGUAGUCCGUCCAAUCCCCAGCGCCAUCGACAGGCUUCGUCAAAAUCCUCCUAAGUUGCAUCCCCGGGUCGCAAAGCUGAAGGUAAAAAGGAGCAAGACAUCACUGGCGAGAGUUAAAUGGCACGGGAAGAUAAUCCAGACAACCGAGCCUAACUCGUGGGCAGAGGUUACAGCCCUCGGCACGGCAAUGCACCCCGGCUUUCGUCUUAUUCAGGCUCAGCGUAAAGCUACGCAUGCCAAGGAAUACCUUAGUCUCUCCAGAAAGGUUUUAGGAUUGAAAAUCCACCAAAUGGAGGAAUAUGGAAAGCUCCAUGGGCUCCCAACAGCUGUGUACAAGUGCAUCAUCAAGUACAGGAACUCGGAGAAUCUUAUGGCGUGUCUGGAUGCCCUAGAGGAGACCGAGACUGGGGGAGAUCCUGAAGCAGAUGAUGAGGGCACUUGGCCCAUUUUUGAAGGACUACCUACAGAAAUCUCCACCGCAUAG
Molecule: messenger RNA, 912 nt
Organism: Morchella importuna
Lineage: Eukaryota; Fungi; Ascomycota; Pezizomycetes; Pezizales; Morchellaceae
Exons: 3
Coding region: 1-912 (303 amino acids)
Source: RefSeq, a predicted model, not a curated record